ACUUUCCAUGUUUUUGUUUGGCUUUUAAACGUGGUUUUACGCUUAGUUUUUUUAGCUGUUUUUCCUAUUGGUUACAUAGUUCAGAAAAUUUUAUCAUUCAUACUUUUUAAAUCAAAUGUGAAGUAAUUGCUUUUUCAACACUAUCUUUCUCGAUAGAGAGAAAAAAGACGGUUUGAUAAAGUCUGAUUUCCAUCAUCAGCUCAUUUCACUGCCUGACAUUAGUCUUGACAUCUCCUAACUUCUUUAAGACAGGAAAAAUAUCAGGAAAAACAUCAGGAAAAAUAUCAGGCUCUAGUAGUCUUUAGAAAAAAUUGAAUUGGUAAUUACGACUAAACAGUCAGCAAUUCUAAUUACGACCAGCUAGAAGUUACGUGAAUCCGUAUUGGCGAUGUCUAGCGAACUCAAUCCAACGGUACCUCCUUUCACAACAGAGCAGCCGAAAAUGACAGAUGAGCCGACAGACUACUCGGCCGACAAUGACGUGAAAGAAAUAGCGGAAAUGGUUUUCUGGGCGGUCCUCUACUCGGCUGUCGUUUUCAUGGGCUUCUUCGGAAAUGUUAUCGUGAUCUGGGUAGUUGGUAUGCACGCUAGUAUGCACAACGUGACUAACUACUUCUUGGUGAACCUCUCCAUCAGUGACGUAAUGUACACAACCCUCAAUAUCCCCUGGUACUUUGUGUCCAAUCUCUCCGGCGAGUGGCUGUUCGGAACUGGAAGCAAAUUCUGCAAGAUAGUCCGCCUUGUAGCCCCUCUGUCAGCUGCAGCCUCCACCUUCAGCAUGACUGCAAUCAGCAUUGACAGGUACUGUGCAAUUGUGAAUCCCCUGUCGCAUCAGCUGACCCACAGCAAAGCAUGGGCGGGCAUAGUGGCCAUCUGGACCCUGUCUGUGGCCACGGCCUAUCCCCAAUUCCACUUCUCAGAGACAGUCCAGAUAGAGCCCAACUCCACAGCUGUGCAGUGUCUUAUGAUAUUCCCAGACGGGCUAUUCGGAACAUACUUCCUCGUCACCAAGAUUUUGCAGUCUGUGAUCUACUUGGUGAUUCCUGGACUCAUAAUUUCGUCUGCCUACACAGCGGUGGCCAGGGAGCUCUGGCAGUCCAACUCAAUAGGAGAGACCCAGAACCAACGCCAGAUAGACUCCAAGAGAAGGAUAGUGAAGAUGAUGAUCACGAUAGCGGCCGUGUUCAACCUGAGUAUGAUUCCGAUGCACGCAGUGUUGAUUGGGAUCGGACUGGACCAGAGUGUGUUGGAGAGAUACCACGUGGCCAUCAAACGCACCUGGAUGCUGGUCACUCUCCUCGCUAACUCCAACACUGUCUACAACCCAAUCAUAUACUGCUACAUGAACAGCAGAUUUCGCCGAGGUUUCAUCAACUUCUUCCGGGCACUGGUGUGCAAACGACGUCUUGAAAUUGACAGUGUACGAGCGACAGGCGGCAAUUCGGGUCACGAUAUGGGCCGAAGAUCACGUGGAGGUCACGGGGCAUCGGUACCCAAGAACAGCGGGACAUCAUCAAGCGCCGCUGCGGUGUCACGGGGAGCCACUGUGUUGUCGAACUCCUGUUACGAACACUCCUCGACAGGUCCCCUCCGAUCUAUGGCAAAGUCAUCGGCAGCAACCAAUGCUUCUGAAGCCCCGGUAUCUUCGGCAACCCAUAGGUUCAAGAACUCCUCUUCCCUCACUGUCGAUGCUUGUUACUCGUCCACGAAAACGUCCAAGUGCUAAGUCGCUCCUCAAUUUAUGCAUAUCUGCACGCUUUUGUUUGGAAUUUUUAAUUACUACUACUUUCAAAUCAUUUUGUUAAAUGUAUAUAUAUUUUCAAAUUGAAAGAAAAAAAAAUUAAAAACGAUGAAUUACCUUCAAUAGCCAAAAAGACACAAUUUAAUUGCCAUAUUUCA
Molecule: messenger RNA, 1899 nt
Organism: Symsagittifera roscoffensis
Lineage: Eukaryota; Metazoa; Xenacoelomorpha; Acoela; Convolutidae
Product: substance-P receptor-like
Exons: 8
Coding region: 389-1726 (445 amino acids)
Biological process (GO): G protein-coupled receptor signaling pathway
Cellular component (GO): plasma membrane
Molecular function (GO): tachykinin receptor activity
Source: RefSeq, a predicted model, not a curated record